Messenger RNA from Drosophila hydei, 3166 nucleotides. It is a transcript of the gene ken, whose product is annotated as transcription factor Ken. Gene Ontology annotation, cellular component: nucleus. The record is from RefSeq and is a predicted model, not a curated record. The coding region runs from base 922 to 2724 and encodes 600 amino acids. Gene Ontology annotation, molecular function: DNA-binding transcription factor activity; protein binding; RNA polymerase II cis-regulatory region sequence-specific DNA binding. The transcript is spliced from 3 exons. Gene Ontology annotation, biological process: regulation of transcription by RNA polymerase II. Lineage: Eukaryota; Metazoa; Arthropoda; Insecta; Diptera; Drosophilidae.
GGUAGGUCGGACGUGUUAUCGUUUGUGCGCGUGCUGUAAGAGAAAAGCAUUGUUACUUUUAUACGAGAGAGAGAGAAAGAGAGAAGGAGAGAGAUUGAGAGAGUCAAAAGCCCGAUCUCUCCGCUCGCAAAGUCGGAAAAAAGUUUUACCAAUCAAGUUUUUUAUUUCGCAAUAAUGUAUUACAUAUAACAAAACUUCAACCUAGUUAAAAGUUACUGUUGUUGUUGCUGUUAUUGUUAUUGUUGUUGUGAACUUUUUGUAUGUGUGCGGAACAUACAUGCAUGUGGACUGGCAUCGGUAUGUGCAUGUGUUGUUGUUUGUGGCAUUAGCAAAAGCUAAUGAAACUGUGAACUGUACGUGCGUUGCUUAAAAACAAGAUCCAACACUCAAAAGAGAAAUUAAAUCUACUCUACUACUACUACUACUGCUACCACUACAACUAUUAUUAAAUUGAGUUUACAAAUCUCGUACAAAUAUGAUAAACAAAAACAGUUGCCCUAUGUAUAUGAACGUGUGCAGAUGUUGAAACUGAAAGUAAUAAUUAAAUAUACAUAUAUACAGAAUUAAUAAAUACACGUUUGUAAAUGUGUGAGUGUAUACUCUGUCUUUGGAUGCAAAAGGAAUAGAACGCGUUAUUCACAUCAGCACAUACACAUUCAGGAAUAUACACACACACACAUACAUAUGUAUGUAUGUGCAUACACAAUCUUUAACUAGACUGUGAAAGUGGAAAGCUCUACUCAGUGGCGCACUUGUAUGUAUGUAUGUGCAUUAGUGUGUAUGAAUACAUAAAUAUAUACAUACGUACAUGCAUAAAUACUACUGUAUUUACAUAUGUAUGCCAGUGUAUGUGUGCACAUUCAGAAAGUCUACAGAAGAUUUUCCAACUAUUUGUGAAAGGGAGUAAUUGCUACAGACUUAAUGAAAGAGUUUCAAAGAAUGUUGAUGUUGCAAUACAGCAAGCAUGGAGAGUGCAUCCUCAAAGAAAUUGGAGCGGCUUUUAGGGGGGAGCAUCCAGCCGACUUGACGAUCGUCUGCGAGAACAAGGUGAAGUUACAUGCGCACAAAUUAGUGCUCGCUGCUGCCAGUCCGCUAAUCAGGAAUUUGCUGGAGGAUACUCACCUGAGCGAUUGCACGACAACAGUUUAUUUUCCUGAUGUCAACGCUACAUAUUUCAAGUUUCUAUUGGACUUUCUGUAUUCGGGUCAGACGUGUAUAACGUCGCGAGAUGUGAACUAUCUGCACGACUUGCUGCUGCUGCUGCAAAUCAAGUCGGACAGCUGGAAGACAACAGAUUCUGCCUAUCUUAGUACUAAGUGCGCCGGGAGCAUACGGGAGAGACCACGGAAACAGCAGCAGCAACACCAUCUGCAGCAGCAACACCAUCUGCAACACCAGCACCAGCAGCAACAGCAACAGCAGUAUCCGUCCCCGCAGACAGUCGAUCAAUCGUUCAAAUUUGAAGUUGAAAGUGCGGACGAGACUAGAAAUCCCACCGAUUUUUCCACAUUCUCGGCUGACAAUUGUGAGGCUGCCAGUGAGUGUGCGCACAACAAGGAGGACGAUGAGGAUGAAUGCACCAACAAGGACACUAAGAGCGAUAAAGACACUGAUGAAAUUGUAAACUUUUCCGACAUUCCAGCGGGCGGACUUGCCAAUACCAAUAACACCAGCAGCAGCAGCAGCAGCAACACCACCACCAACCCCAAUAAUAAUAACAACAACCACAAUAAUAAUAACUCAACAAUAAAUCCUGUUAACUUAUCACUCGAUCUUCGGACGAAAGGGGACAACAAUUCGGAACGCAUUGAUAGCAAAAAUUUUAUGUUAAAGCAAAGUAUCGAUACGAUCAGCGCACACGAAAGUACGAAGCGAAAAGGCCUGUUCUUCGACACACAUAAGGAUAUCAUGAAGCCGCUGGCCGAUGGAUCCGAUCUAAACAGUUCGCCCGAGAAUUAUGUUGUGACGCCGCAUCGAAAGCGUCGGCCGGGCUUUCACAAUACGCAAUGCGACAAUCAGCCCUUCACAACGUAUCAGCACAAUCUAUUGGAGGAACUUCGACUCGUUAAGUCAACAACAUCGCCGAUAUCGGGCCUGGCGUCCGAGAAGAACAUAUUAUCUCAACUGGAAGAUGGCACACUUAACGCGGACACAAUGACGCCGGAGAGGAAACUGUUUGAGUCCCAACGAAAUCGAGUGCAAAGUCCCGAGCUGCAUAUGCAUCUGGGACAGCAGUUCGUCUACCAAUGGCAGUCCAAUCAGAACGCUGCGCUCUCAACGAUGCCCAAUUUGCAGUCGCGACUGUCAAGUUUGUCGCACAUCAACCUAAAUCUUGAUCCAGAGAACCGCAAUAGCAGCACGUCCGUGUCGAACAUUGCCGCGAACAAUACGCACACCACGUCGUCGGUGCGCGAAUAUCGCUGCGAGUACUGUGGCAAACAGUUCGGCAUGUCAUGGAACCUUAAGACACAUCUCCGCGUCCACACUGGCGAAAAGCCGUUCGCCUGCCGCCUCUGCGUGGCCAUGUUCAAGCAGAAGGCGCACCUGCUGAAGCACCUGUGUUCCGUUCAUCGAAAUGUCAUAACCACAACCAACGGAACGGAUACGGAAAAUCGCUACAGCUGCUGUUUCUGCUCCAUGUGCUUUGAGUCGGUGCAGGAGCUGGUCCGCCAUCUGUCCGGGCAUCACAACAACCUUCUGCUCACUAAGAAUCUUCGGGAAUAAAUCUAGAAAAGAUCUGUUCGAUCGGCUAUCUAACCGACGCCCAUCGAAUAUGUAAUUGCAAAGAGACCUGAAUUUUUAUAUAUAUAUAUAAACUUACGGUAACAGUACAACAAGAGCAAGCACACUGCUAUUGUAUAAUAUGUUAAAAGUACAUUUACAUUUAAAGCAUAACUUUAUUUACACAUUCAAUUUACACUUUACUCAAUCAUUUCAUUUCGGCAAUCCACGAACCACGUCUAGACAGUCAGCGGUGCGAGCAGCCACCCAUUGCCACCCAUUGGCUACUUAUGUAUAAAUCAGAUAGCAAUGCAGAUAUAUAUACAUAUAUAUAUAUGUAUAUAGUUUGUGUCUGAUAUCUAAACGGGGUCCCUCUUUAAGCCGGCUGGUCCAUUUAAGUGGAACACUUAGUUUCUAAGCAUAUUUUUUAUAUAUAUUCAAAAGG